AUGCUUAAAUCAAACAAAUUAACUUCUGAGUCAGCUUUAACUACUAAUAGACCAACUAGUCGUAUAGAUUCUUCAUAUUUAAACAGAGGAACAUCUUAACAUACUUAAAGAUAAAGAACAAACAAAAAAUAUUGGAUUCAAAUCAAUAAAGCUAAUGGAAUUGUUAUGGAUACUUAACCUUACAUUGAAAUUGAAAAGUAUAGAAAAGCUAAUUCAUGUCAUAUCAGAGUAUAAUAGUUUAUUUAAUAAGCCUUCCUUAAAUAGGAAGACAAGUUCUGAUAUAAAAAAUUAAAUAGAUUUUAAUGAGAUUAAACAUUAUAUUUAAGAAGUUGAUAACAAUUAUGAGGAUGAACCAUUUAAUAAUAAUAAGGAUAAUCAAAAAUAAAUAUAAUAAUAUUAAAAUGAGAAGAGACUCCAUCAUUUAAAUUUAAUAUUGACAUAAUUCAGAGAUGGAAUAAAAAGUAGAAAUAUAUCAAAUGAAAUAGAAUCUUAAAAUUAAUAAAGUAUUUAUAUAAUUUGA
This is a messenger RNA of Paramecium pentaurelia, 520 nucleotides long. The record is from the annotation of a GenBank genome assembly. NCBI's taxonomy places the organism in Eukaryota, Ciliophora, Oligohymenophorea, Peniculida, Parameciidae.